Molecule: messenger RNA, 1224 nt
Organism: Arabidopsis thaliana (thale cress)
Lineage: Eukaryota; Viridiplantae; Streptophyta; Magnoliopsida; Brassicales; Brassicaceae
Gene: JAZ11
Product: jasmonate-zim-domain protein 11
Exons: 8
Coding region: 125-841 (238 amino acids)
Cellular component (GO): nucleus
Source: RefSeq, marked reviewed
GAGAAAAACAAAAAGAAAACAAAAUUGAUUGAAUAAUGAAUACACCGAAUAACGAACGUUGCGUAGAGAAGAGAACCAAUUCCCAAUCAAACGGAGAAGACAGAUAUUAUUCACAGAGAGGCUCAUGGCUGAGGUAAACGGAGAUUUCCCCGUUCCUAGUUUCGCCGACGGGACCGGUUCUGUUUCCGCCGGACUUGACUUGCUCGUUGAGAGAUCGAUUCACGAAGCUAGGUCCACAGAGCCAGAUGCUUCAACUCAACUUACUAUUAUCUUUGGUGGGAGUUGUAGAGUCUUCAAUGGUGUCCCUGCACAAAAGGUUCAAGAAAUCAUUCGCAUCGCUUUUGCUGGUAAACAGACGAAGAAUGUGACCGGUAUCAAUCCAGCACUGAACAGAGCUCUUUCUUUCUCAACUGUAGCUGAUCUUCCAAUUGCUAGGAGACGUUCGCUUCAAAGAUUUCUCGAGAAGAGACGGGACAGGUCCACGAAGCCAGAUGGUUCAAUGAUCCUUCCAAGUCAACUAACCAUUAUUUUUGGUGGGAGUUUUAGCGUAUUUGAUGGUAUUCCAGCUGAAAAGGUUCAAGAAAUUCUGCAUAUCGCUGCUGCAGCUAAAGCCACUGAGACAAUUAAUUUGACCAGUAUAAAUCCAGCAUUAAAGAGAGCUAUUUCAUUCUCAAACGCAUCAACAGUAGCUUGCGUAUCGACAGCAGAUGUGCCAAUUGCUAGGAGACGUUCACUUCAAAGAUUUUUUGAGAAAAGACGGCAUCGAUUUGUCCACACGAAGCCUUACUCUGCUACGACUUCGGAAGCAGACAAAAAUGAAACCAGCCCCAUUGUGACAUGAGCUCCAAGACUGUAAGCUAACCUCAAACCUUACUUUCGAAGCAACUCAGUAUCACAGUUAUCUUUGACAAGAUUAACACAGCUCAUAUAUAAGCCUUCCGUUGUUGUACGAUAAUCAUCUGCCUAUGUUUCUUAGACAAAACACAAAAUUGUUUUCCAUGUUUGUGAUUUGAUGUGUUUAUCAUCUCGCACCUCCUCUUUGAGGAAGAUGAUUUCUUUUUCUUCACAAUGUAUGUUGAUGCUGUAUGAUAAGGUCUCAGAGCUAUAUAAGAACACAAGAGUACUCAAAAAUGACCAUGAAAGACUUAGUGUCCUUAUAAGCAAAUCACGACCAAGAAACAUACAGAGAAAUCAUCAAAUACUAACCGGAGAGAUUAGUAGGGA